AUGGGUUUUCAGACGCUUGUGCCUUUCGGUCCUUGGAGUUGGUUGUUCUUGCUAGUGGCCCUCAAGUGCGGUGGAGCAGCUUCUGAUUUGAAUGAAUCCAGAAAUUCCUCUGCCCAGCAUGAGCUGAACGUUCGGUUUGCUGCUGCCAGCUCUGAGCCAGCUGAGACCGUAUCUGUUUUCGCACUGGAUUAUGACUAUGUGCAAAUUCCUUACGAGGUCACCCUCUGGAUACUCCUAGCAUCCCUUGCAAAAAUAGGCUUCCACCUCUACCACCGGCUGCCAGGCCUCAUGCCUGAGAGCUGCCUACUCAUCCUCGUCGGGGCCCUGGUGGGCGCCAUCAUCUUCAGCACCGACCACAAAUCGCCUCCGGUCAUGGAUUCGAGCAUCUACUUCCUGUACCUCCUCCCGCCCAUUGUCCUGGAGGGCGGCUACUUCAUGCCCACCCGGCCCUUCUUCGAGAACAUCGGAUCCAUCCUGUGGUGGGCAGGGCUGGGGGCCCUGACCAACGCCUUCGGCAUCGGCCUCUCGCUCUACCUCAUCUGCCAGGUCCAGGCCUUCGGCCUGAGCGACGUCAACCUGCUUCAGAACCUGCUGUUCGGGAGCCUGAUCUCGGCCGUGGACCCCGUGGCCGUGCUGGCCGUGUUCGAAGAGGCGCGGGUGAACGAGCAGCUGUACAUGAUGAUCUUCGGGGAGGCCCUGCUCAAUGAUGGCAUCAGCGUGGUCUUAUAUAACAUAUUAAUCGCCUUCACAAAGAUGCAUAAAUUUGAACACAUAGAACCUGUGGACAUUUUGGCUGGAUGUGCCCGAUUCAUUAUUGUGGGGUGCGGGGGAGUAUUUUUCGGCGUCAUUUUUGGAUUCAUUUCUGCGUUUAUCACACGUUUCACUCAGAACAUCUCCGCGAUUGAACCCCUCAUCGUCUUCAUGUUCAGCUACUUGUCCUACUUAGCGGCUGAGACGCUCUAUCUCUCUGGCAUCCUGGCAAUCACAGCCUGUGCAGUGACGAUGAAAAAGUAUGUCGAAGAAAACGUGUCCCAGACAUCCUACACGACCAUCAAGUAUUUCAUGAAGAUGCUAAGCAGCGUCAGCGAGACCCUGAUCUUCAUCUUCAUGGGCGUGUCCACCAUUGGGAAGAACCACGAGUGGAACUGGGCCUUCGUCUGCUUCACCCUGGCCUUCUGCCAGAUCUGGAGAGCCAUCAGCGUGUUUGCUCUCUUCUAUAUCAGUAACCAGUUUCGGACUUUCCCCUUCUCCAUCAAGGACCAGUGCAUAAUUUUCUACAGUGGUGUCCGAGGAGCUGGAAGUUUUUCACUUGCAUUUUUGCUUCCUCUGUCUCUUUUUCCUAGGAAGAAAAUGUUUGUCACUGCUACUCUAGUAGUUAUAUAUUUUACUGUAUUUAUUCAGGGAAUCACAAUUGGCCCUCUGGUCAGGUACCUGGAUGUUAGAAAGACCAAUAAAAAAGAAUCCAUCAACGAAGAGCUUCAUACCCGUCUGAUGGAUCACUUGAAGGCUGGAAUUGAAGAUGUGUGUGGGCAGUGGAGCCACUACCAAGUGAGAGACAAGUUUAAGAAGUUUGAUCAUAAGUAUUUACGGAAAAUCCUAAUCCGAGAGAACCUGCCAAAAUCGAGCAUCGUUUCUUUGUACAAGAAGCUGGAAAUGAAACAAGCUAUUGAGAUGGCAGAGACCGGGAUACUAAGCUCUACAGCCUUUUCCAUCCCCCAUCAGGACCAGAGGACACAAGAAACCAAAAGACUCUCCCCUGAAGACGUGGACUCCAUGAGGGACAUUCUGACACGCAACAUGUACCAAGUUCGACAAAGGACCCUGUCCUACAACAAAUACAACCUCAAACCCCAAACGAGUGAGAAGCAGGCGAAAGAAAUUCUGAUCCGCCGCCAGAACACCUUCAGGGAGAGCACGAGGAGAGGUCACAGCCUGCCCUGGGGGAAGCCGGCUGGUACCAAAAACAUCCGCUACCUCUCCUUUCCUUAUAGCCAUCCUCAGCCAGCAGGCAGAGAUGUGAGGGUGGCUGAAUUCACAGAUCAUGACGGCGGUGACGCAGAAGCCCCCUCCAUCAUGUUCUUCUACACACGCUCUCCAACGGCGUCACUUCAGGAAGGACGAAGGACACAAGAAAUAAUCCCGAUGAAGAGCUUACGCAGAGCAGGGAAGCCACCCCACUUGGGUUAUCAAAGAAAUAGGAGCCAAGAAGAACAACCGGGCAGGGGCAGAAGGGCGGUUUUGAGGCCCAAACCGCUCUUUCACGCAGUAGAUGAAGAGUUCGAAUCUGGGGACGAGAGUGAGGGAGAAGCCUCAGCCAUUGGGUCCCGAUGGGCAGCGGAGCACAGACCCGGCAGGGACCUCCACAGAUCCCAUAGCCCUUUGCUCCAAAGAAAGUGA
This is a messenger RNA of Kogia breviceps (pygmy sperm whale), 2397 nucleotides long. It is a transcript of the gene SLC9A4, whose product is annotated as solute carrier family 9 member A4. Gene Ontology annotation, cellular component: plasma membrane. Gene Ontology annotation, molecular function: potassium:proton antiporter activity; sodium:proton antiporter activity. The record is from RefSeq and is a predicted model, not a curated record. Lineage: Eukaryota; Metazoa; Chordata; Mammalia; Artiodactyla; Physeteridae. Gene Ontology annotation, biological process: sodium ion import across plasma membrane; proton transmembrane transport; regulation of intracellular pH.